AUGAGAGUAACUUUGUCCCAAAAUCCUAAAGAAACUACAAACUGCCCAGUCUACUAUCAUCAAACCCAGUACAUACAUCAAAAUCCAAAAACAAUUAACCAAAGCUCUGAUUAUUGUACCCUACCAAUUCUCACUAAUUGGAGUUUCCUCAUAAGGAAUCACAUCUCUCAAGGAUCCCUUAGAGAAGCUCUUGUUGUGUACAAUGAUAUUAGGCGUAUAGGACUUGACUAUGUGGGUGUAGUCCCUUUAAUUCUCAAGGCUUGUGCUUCUCUUUCUUUCCUUGGUUUUGGGAAAGCUUUGCACGCCGAGACGAUAAAGACCGGGGUGGAUUGCAAUGUAAUUGUUGGGACCUCAUUGCUUGGUAUGUAUGCUAAAUGUGGUGAUAUCAUUGAUUUACGUAAAGUGUUUGAUUAUUUGCCUAAGAGAAAUGUUGUAACAUGGAAUGCCAUGAUUGGUGAAUACUUGAGGAAUAAAGAAACGAAUUCUGCAUCAAUUUUGUUCGAAAAGAUGUCAAUAAGAAAUGCAGUGACUUGGAAUGAAAUGAUUGAUGGUGUUCCUCAUGAGUUGAGGAAUGUGGUUACCUGGACUGUGAUGGUUGAUGGGUAUACCAGCAAUGGGGAGAUGGAGGCUGCAAGGGAAGUUUUUGAGGAGAUGCCACACCGGAAUUUCUUUGCAUGGUCUUCGAUGAUUUCUGGGUACUGCAAGAAGGGUGAUGUAAAUGAGGCCAAGGCUAUUUUUGAUCGAAUUCCUGUCCGAAAUUUAGUGAAUUGGAAUUCGUUGAUUUUUGGGUAG
Messenger RNA from Quercus lobata, 792 nucleotides. Its product is annotated as pentatricopeptide repeat-containing protein At3g21470-like. Bases 1 to 792 code for a protein of 263 amino acids. NCBI's taxonomy places the organism in Eukaryota, Viridiplantae, Streptophyta, Magnoliopsida, Fagales, Fagaceae. Gene Ontology annotation, molecular function: protein binding; RNA binding. Gene Ontology annotation, biological process: RNA modification. The transcript has 2 exons. The record is from RefSeq and is a predicted model, not a curated record.